AUGGGGCCAGUGACCUAUGAGAUUUAUCAUCCCGAAAAGAAGAAACCGAAGCAGACCUACCAUGUGAAUCUCCUGAAAGAAUGGGAAGAGCAUGCCCACCAGGCCCCUGCGAAAGCUCUGAUGGCAAGAGAAGUGCCAAGAGAAGGGAAGACAGAACCCGAGCAGGGAUCCGAUCCAAUGUCUCCGGUGCUGACUCAUCUUACCCCACAGCAGGCUGCUGAGCUACUCCAAAUCCUUCGGGAGACGCCAUCUCUGUGUUCAGAUUUUGCUGGGCCUUCACUGGCACGCUUGACUUCAGAGUGGUUUACUGAUACGGCCUUCGACUUCACCCUAGAGGUGAAGCGGUACCAGUUUUAUGAGACGAAGCUCAACCGUUCUCCUCUGUCACUAGUACACGUCUCACUGGUGGUUCGGAUCGUCAAACUGAAUCCCACCGCCGUGGACCAGACUAUAAACACCGGCCUGGACCCAAAUUUUAACCUCCCAGGACCUGCUGAGACCAUUUCAGUAAUCGUCUUCUUAACUCAGGACCAACAUGGAGUGAGAAGUCAGCGCUCUCAGGAGGCCGACAAACCUCACAGAAGAAAGAGAGAGAAAAAACACACCUGUGACGAGUGUGGGAAAGGUUUUACUGGGAAGGCUGAACUAAAACGUCAUCAGGUUAUCCACACUGGAGAGAGACCGUUCAGCUGUGACUUGUGUGGAAAGUCUUUUUCCAGGAAGGGUCACCUAAAACAACACCAACUCAUCCACAGUGGAGUUAAAGCGUACAGCUGUGAUCAGUGUGGCAGAGCUUUUACUCACAGUAGCAACUUACAGAGGCAUCUAGUUACCCACUCUGGAAUUAAGGCAUACAGCUGUGACGAGUGUGGGAAGGAGUUUACUGAGAAGGCUUCACUAAAACAGCAUCAGGUCAUCCACACUGGAGAGAGACCGUUCAGCUGUGACUUGUGUGGAAAGUCUUUUUCCUUGAAGGGUUCCCUAAAACAACACCAACUCAUCCACAGUGGAGUUAAAGCGUACAGCUGUGAUCAGUGUGGCAGAGCUUUUACUCACAGUAGCAACUUACAGAGGCAUCUAGUUACCCACUCUGGAAUUAAGGCAUACAGCUGUGACGUCUGUGGGAAGGAGUUCACUGAGAAGGCUAAACUAAAACAGCAUCAGGUCAUCCACACUGGAGAGAGACCGUUCAGCUGUGACUUGUGUGGAAAGUCUUUUUCCUUGAAGGGUUCCCUAAAAAGACACCAACUCAUCCACAGUGGAGUUAAAGCGUACAGCUGUGAUCAGUGUGGCAGAGCUUUUACUCAAAGUAGCGGCUUACAGAGUCAUCUAGUUACCCACUCUGGAAUUAAGGCAUACAGCUGUGACAUCUGUGGAAAAACUUUCAGCCAGAGAGGAAGCCGAAAUAAACACCUACGCAUUCACACCAGACAUGAUGUGUACUGCUGUGAACAGUGUGGCAAAUACUUUGCUACAGACUCAAACUUACAACAACACAUGUUUACCCACACUGAGGAGAGACCUAAUAAAUGUGACCUGUGUGAGAAGACUUUUAAAUCUCCACAUCACCUGAGACGACACCAACAGAUCCACACCAGAAAGAGACUCUACAAGUGCAGUUACUGUGAGAAGCAGAGCGACACAGAUGGAUCCAGUUCUCAACCCUGUCAUCACUGUGGUGGUGGGAAAGACUUUCAUUGUGACAUUUGUGGAAAAACCUUCAGUUGCCAAGCUGACCUAAAAACACAUCAAUGUAGACACACUGGAGACAAACUGAAAUAUUGCAAAGAAUGUGGGAGAAGCUUCACCACACCAAGUGACUUAAAACGCCAUGAACUGAUUCACAGUGGGGUUAAAAAGCAUCUCUGUGAUCAGUGUGGGUCAUCCUUCACCACUAUAUGGGGGCUUAAAUCACACAAACGAGUCCACACAGGAGAGAAACCAUACAAGUGCAGACACUGUGACAAAAGCUUCUCACAUUCAAGUCAACGUAACAGGCAUGAACGUGCACACAUGGAAGGAAACUACAGCUGUGACCAGUGUGACAAGAGCUUCAGGAAUCUCAGUUCAUACUCCAAACACAAACGAUCCCACGUUACUAAUAAACUGUUUCACUGUUACCAAUGUGCCCAAACAUUCACCUCAUUGUCUGCUCUGUGCAAACAUCAGCGUGAUCACUCAGGGCUGUAAUCACUCCCAUCACUGGAUCACAGUGAAUCUGAAGAGACAGAAAGAUCCUCUGGUUUCAGUGUCAGACUCAAAAAGCUUGAGAUCAGGCUCCACAGAGUUCAGAUAGAAUCAUUUAAACUUGUGUUGAACUGAACUGGUUGCUGGGCUGAACUUCUACAUAAUACAGAUUUACAUGGGAUCUUAUUUUCUGUCGUUUUACUGAGUCAGUUUUGUCCUUUUUUCUCUGUCCUGGUUUUGCUCGUCUGUAAAUAAUUGAAACUCAGUCAAAUAGUUCAUUGUUCUCCAGCAAAACGUUUUGGAAACUCAUGUUUAACCUUUAAACUCUGACAUGUUUUAGCACACAAGGCUUCAUCGGGGAGUUCACUCAUGAUUGGACCAUGAGAAUAAAUGUUUUUAGUUCUUUCAAAGAGAGUCUUGGAGCUGUUUGAUGUUUCUAUUUUCUCUACAUAAAGGAAGAAACUAUUUUUCUUGCUUUAUGUAGUGUGGAAGUUUUUAAUGUUUCUUUUAUCUGUGAUGUUCUUGAAUGUG
Molecule: messenger RNA, 2718 nt
Organism: Pelmatolapia mariae (spotted tilapia)
Lineage: Eukaryota; Metazoa; Chordata; Actinopteri; Cichliformes; Cichlidae
Product: zinc finger protein 345-like
Exons: 6
Coding region: 1-2190 (729 amino acids)
Biological process (GO): regulation of transcription by RNA polymerase II
Cellular component (GO): nucleoplasm
Molecular function (GO): RNA polymerase II cis-regulatory region sequence-specific DNA binding; DNA-binding transcription repressor activity, RNA polymerase II-specific
Source: RefSeq, a predicted model, not a curated record